GGUAGACUGUAAUUAUUAUUACAGCUUUAUCUCACAGGUUUGGUCUUCUACUAACUUUAAGGAGUAUUUCCAGUCUUACCAUCAGCUGGGUUUUCUUCAUAGUCCUCUGCUGCUUUUAAGCUGGGAUCACUUUAUUUCUUGUCUCUGCACCUCAAAUGGGACAUGCAUGUUUAGGUGACUAACUACAGGAACAUCAAAAUGCCUAACCUCGAACAUCCAGCGUACCCAGCAGCUACACUGCUUCAGUUGGAAAGUUUGGUGCCUUGUCGAGAAUCCCAAGUGUCCAUGUUGCUGUCAAUAUUUGGAGAGCGCCAGCAGUUUAGUUUUCCAUCUAUCUUCAUCUACGGGCAUACAUCUAGUGGAAAGACCUAUGUGAUGCAAACUCUUCUAAAAACCUUACAGCUUCCUCAUGUGUUUGUGAACUGUGUGGAAUACUUUACUUCACGACUUCUUUUAGAAGAAAUUCUCAUCCAGUUGCAAAGAGAUGCAACUUCUGAGACAAAACAGACUUCUCAUGUGUCUUGUGAUAAUUUCAAUGACUUUGUACGUCUGUUUAAACAAGCUGUUGCCAGUCAAGAGCUUCAAGAUCAAACAUUAUAUAUAGUACUGGAUAGAGCAGAGCAGCUGAGGGAAAUGGAAGCAAAUGUCCUGCCAGCUUUUCUUAGACUUCAAGAGUUGACUGACAGAAAUGUGACAGUUGUCCUGCUCAGUGAAAUAGUAUGGGAACUGUUCCGCCCAAGUACUGGAUGCUUUGAACCAUGCACUUUGUAUUUUCCUGAUUACAGCAUAGGACACCUGCAGAAGAUCUUGUCUCAGAAUCAUCCCCCAGAAUAUUCUGCGGAUUUCUAUGCUGCAUAUAUCAAUAUUCUACUUGGUGUCUUCUACAUGGUCUGUAGGGACUUGAAAGAACUUCAGCAUCUGGCAGCGCUCAAUUUUUCUAAAUACUGUGAACCCGUGGUCAACGGAGAAGCAAAUGAACGUGACACCCGCAAGCUCUGGAAAAAUAUUGAACCUCAUUUGAAGAAGGCAAUGCAGACUGUUUAUCUCCGGGAGAUAUCCAGCUCACAGUGGGAGCGGUUACAGCGUGAGGAUGGAGAACCUGGGCAGCUGAAAGGACUUUCUGCACAUACACAUGUGGAACUCCCUUAUUACUCCAAAUUUCUCCUAAUAGCUGCUUACCUUGCCUCCUACAAUCCUGUGAGGACAGAUAAGAGGUUCUUUCUUAAGCAUCAUGGGAAAAUUAGAAAGACCAACUUUAAGAAGAAACAUGAAAAGACCAGCAAUCACCUCCUUGGGCCAAAGCCAUUUCCCCUGGACAGAUUGUUAGCAAUAUUAUACAGUAUUGUGGACAACAGAGUCGCUCCAACUGCAAAUAUAUUUUCCCAGAUCACCUCUCUUGUGACUCUCCAGCUGUUAUCCAUGGUUGGCCAUAAUGACCAGCUUGAUGGACCACGGUAUAAAUGUACUGUAUCUCUGGACUUCAUCAGAGCUGUUGCCCGGACCGUGAACUUCGACAUAAUAAAGUACUUGUAUGAUUUCUUGUGAAAACAAGCUUCACAGCCAUAUGGACACUGUGACAAUGACUAAGGCAAGCUGUGUUCAUCUCUCUACUUAGCUGGCCAGAAAGAAGAGUAUUUUGGCUCUUUUGGAUUUGUCCAAACAGGUGCUGGCCCAGCAUGGAACCUGAUGAAAAUACUCUGAUUGGUCUGGGUGGAUCUGAGCAGAGGACUAUUUACCAGGGACCCCGUAGUAUUUGGAAGCAAUGUGUUAAUUAUAAACAGCAGGGUUUGAGCACAAUCUGUUCUACUCUUAAUGAUGUUAUCUUAACACUGAAAUUGCCUGAAACCCAUUUACUUAGGACUGCAUUUUGCUCUAUGAACUCUCCCCAGUGCUUUGAACGUGGCAGCAGCCCUUGUUUGUAUGCCCAGUCUUUUCACUUCCUCUCCGCAGGAAUCUUUGCAGUUGCCUGCCAAAGCAGCUUUUCCCGAGGCCACCAUUUUAGGAGAGUGGAGUAGCAAAAUAUAAUAAACAUAAGAACAUAUUUAAAAUCAA
Calidris pugnax (ruff) is the source of this 2052-nucleotide messenger RNA. It is a transcript of the gene ORC5, whose product is annotated as origin recognition complex subunit 5. The transcript is spliced from 15 exons. Lineage: Eukaryota; Metazoa; Chordata; Aves; Charadriiformes; Scolopacidae. Gene Ontology annotation, biological process: DNA replication; DNA replication initiation. The record is from RefSeq and is a predicted model, not a curated record. Bases 199 to 1545 code for a protein of 448 amino acids. Gene Ontology annotation, cellular component: nuclear origin of replication recognition complex; nucleus. Gene Ontology annotation, molecular function: DNA replication origin binding.